AUGGCCGGCCCGUCACGUUCGACCGCACCGGUCGUCCACACCCACAAAGCAUCCAUGCUCUUCUUCCUGGCGGCAUCGUCCACCCUCGUCACAGCAGCAUCCGCAGCCCGCGACUACAGCAUGAUCAAGUCGGACCUGCCACUGCCCCAGGUCGGCCAGUGCGCCUGGUCCAAGUAUGGCUACCCCCUGCCCACCACCGGCCAGGACGUCUGCCCGCGGCCCGUCUCCGACCUCUCGAGCAGCUUUGCGCCCUGGUCGUACCCGCCGUACUGCAUCCGCGCGCCCAUGAACGCCACCGUCCCCGACCCCGAGGCGGGCGAGGCCCGCGUCAGUGCCGGCGGCCGCAAGUACUGCGUCUACACCGCCCGGACCUUCCGCGGCCGCGGCCUCAGCGUCAUCUCGACGCCGCAGGGCGCGGCCAACCUGGUGGCGUCGCUCGACGACACGCGCGUGCUGCCGCGCCUGCGCGACCACCCGGCCAGCAGCAUGGCCAGGCGGGACGCGCGGCGGGACGCGGGGCGACCGUACGUGAUCAAGAACGUGGCGCCGGGCCGCGGCAAGGGGCUGGUGGCGCGGCGGCGCGUGCCCAAGUGGGGGGAGGCGCUCGUCGGGUUCCCCAUCAUGGUGGCCCGCACCGACUUUUUCGAGGCGCUGCCGGACGCGGACCGCCAGGCGCUCGAGGACCGCGCGCUGCAGCAGCUGCCGGCCAUGGCGCAGGAGGCCAUUCUGGCGCUGGCGCACGGCGGGGCGGGCGCCGGCGACAAGGAGCAUCUGCUCGAGCACAUCUUCCGGAGCAACAUUUUUGGCAUCGAGAUUGCGGGCGUACACCACUUUUCGCUGCAAGUGGAGGGAUCGCGCAUCAACCACGACUGCCGUCCCAACACCUUUUGGCGGUACUCGCCCAGCACCAUGACCCACGAGGUCGUGGCCUUCCGGGAGAUCUCCAUCGGCGAGGAGUUUACCCACAGUUACCUGCCACUCGGCUUGCCCCUCAAGGACCGCCAAGAGUCCAUCCGCCGCUGGGGCUUUUCCUGCCACUGCAGCCUCUGCAUGGCGCCCAAGAACCUCGCCCUCGCCUCGGACAUCCGCCGCACCCGCCUCGUCGAGAUCUACACCACCAUGGAGGACGAGGCGGCGCAGGGUCUGCUGACACGCGACACGAUCGAGACGCUGCUGGCCGAGAUGAUGCUCUUGAUCAACGGCGAGGACCUGGUGCCCCAGCUGUGCGAGUACUACGCCAUGAUCGCCCGCGCCUACUUGUCCAUCGAGGCCUUUGACGACGCCCGCCACUACGCCCAGCAGUCUGAGGAGUACUGGAUCCGGUACGGCACGGAGGAGCACGACAACAUCGACGCGGUGCGCGCUCUGUGGAAGCAGAUUGCGGCCAAGGAGACGGCCGUGGCCGAGCGCCGUCGCCGCCAGGAUGCCGCACGGUCCAGCAAGCUGUAG
Molecule: messenger RNA, 1449 nt
Organism: Sporothrix brasiliensis 5110
Lineage: Eukaryota; Fungi; Ascomycota; Sordariomycetes; Ophiostomatales; Ophiostomataceae
Exons: 3
Coding region: 1-1449 (482 amino acids)
Molecular function (GO): protein binding
Source: RefSeq, a predicted model, not a curated record